Messenger RNA from Dentiscutata heterogama, 1326 nucleotides. The record is from the annotation of a GenBank genome assembly. NCBI's taxonomy places the organism in Eukaryota, Fungi, Glomeromycota, Glomeromycetes, Diversisporales, Gigasporaceae.
AUGAACAAUUCUUUCGUCACUAUUUGGAAUUUGAUCUUUAUCCUCUUCAUUUUUCAAGGGUUUCACGCUUCAAGAGUGUUUCAUUUACAACAUGUUUUUUAUGAAAAUAUGGUUUAUCGUGGAAGAUUAUUCGGAAAAUUCCUUCACAUAACUGAUCUUCAUGUUGAUCCAUAUUACCUUGAAUCAAGCGAUCCAACAUCGUUUUGUCAUCGCUAUUCACCGAAUUCAGUACUAAACAUUGCCGGAAAAUUCGGUUUAUUAUCGUCACCAUGUGAUUCACCUUAUCCUUUGACGAAUUCUACUUUUGAAUUUAUGCGGUCGAACUUCAAAGAUAUAGACUUUGUCGUAUUUACCGGUGAUUCUGUUAGGCAUGAUAAAGAUAAAUCAUUUAAGCGAACCGAAGAACAAGUUUUGGAUGGUCAUAGAAGACAUUAUAUCUUUAUAUUGGUUAACGCUCUUCUCUUUUGUAAGAUGCCAUCGCUCGGAAAUAAUGACGAAUUCGAACACAAUCGAUUAUCUGAAGGUCCAAACGAUUUAUUUAGCAAUUUAACUCAAAUAUGGGCACCUUUGAAACUGAACUUAACUUCUGACUUUCUGAAUGGAGGAUACUAUCGUCAAGAUAUUCAUAGCAAAUUCUCUAUACUUAAUCUCAAUUCCAUGUAUUUUUACAAAAAGAAUAAAUUACUACGUGAUUGUGAUAUAAUGGAUAGUGGCGGUGCAUUACAACUGAAAUGGUUAGAACGUGAAUUAAAAAAUGCGCGUGAUGAAAGACGAAAGAUUUAUAUUUCACAACAUGUUCCUCCGCUGGAAGAUACUAAUGAGAUAUUAUAUUCACCAGCAUGCUUUAAUGCAUACGUGCAGUUAAUUGGCAAAUAUUCGGAUGUUAUCUGUGGUCAUUUCACAGGACACACAGAUAAAGAUAGUCUAGCAUUCGUUACCGCCAAUGAAAACGAAGAUACAUAUUCGAUAUCUGCCCUGAACGACACACACAUUCUAUCUACAAUUGCCACAAACAAUAUCGUAUUGGCUUUAACAAAUGCUCCAUCAUUAAAACCAACUCAUAAUCCAGCAAUAAGACAAUACGAGUAUUCAACAAGAUAUUGGGAUUUUGGUUCAUUAAAAGAUUACAAACAAUACUUUGUAAAUCUAACGGAAGCAAAUGAGAUUGGUGAGGCUAUAUGGAGAGUUGAAUAUAUAGCUAGUAAGACUUAUGGGAUGAAUUCUUUGGGUGCAAAAGAUUGGGCCAGGGUUUUGAAAGAUUUUCAAUCACCUGAUAGUGAUACUUGGAAGUUAUAUGUUAAACAUAUGACAGUUAGUGGUCCUUAA